Molecule: messenger RNA, 5887 nt
Organism: Macrobrachium nipponense
Lineage: Eukaryota; Metazoa; Arthropoda; Malacostraca; Decapoda; Palaemonidae
Product: dentin sialophosphoprotein-like
Exons: 10
Coding region: 1101-4949 (1282 amino acids)
Biological process (GO): neurogenesis
Cellular component (GO): cytosol
Molecular function (GO): protein binding
Source: RefSeq, a predicted model, not a curated record
CUUCUCGUCAUACUCAGUGCCAACCCGUCACCGUUCUGAAGCUGUGGCACCCAGCUCCCAGCAUCUCCUCCUCCUCCUCCUCCCGCCCCCCUUUUUUUUGAUAAUUUCCUCCUCUUCCGUGCGCCCACAGCAGCAGCAGCGAAGCCGCAGCCGUCGCAACUUUCUCCUCUUCCUCUUCCACCUCCUUCCUCCUCCUCCACGCUGCCUCUUUCCUCAAGGAGUAAAUUUCAUAAAUUUCCAAAUUUCUAUUUUUCUUGUCUCAUUCCCUCUGUUUUGGUAGAUUUCAUCCAAGUAACUUCUUCUUUUUGUCCUUUUCCGGAAAGAUAUUGGGGGACGCCAAUUUGUAUCUGCCCAUUUGCUUUCUGGAAGGUUGUGUUUGUCUAGCUCGUCUAACAUGAGCUUGAUUAUUUAAAAGAUAUUCUACGGUACUUUAUUUAAAUAUCCUGUAGAGUUGCUUUGGAAACCCUCAACUGACUUUGGUCGUCAUCACCAGAAAAUAUUCAUCUCCUCCCCAGAUCCUCAUUUCGUUCUGCAGGUGGAACAUCUCCCUUGAAAAAGAAGAAUUCAUUUCAAUUUGACAUUCUCCUGUCGUCCUUUGUAGCACUACAAUAGAUCCUUCACGCCACAAUCUCUCCUAUAUCCUACGGCUGUAAGGAGUCCCGAGAACCAACACACCAAGCCUUCCAGAUCGGCCCCCGCCACUAAGCCUCUGGUAUCCUGUUCUGCAAUUUGAUCACUAUUAAGUGUCUUAUCUCAGUGUGUGAUUUAAAAGUCGUAUUUACAUAACGCCGUGUUGUUAUUAUUGUUAUUCCAUAGUGUUGAUAAAUUGUAGUGUAGUGGAAUUGUGAGAGAGAAGAAAAUAAGAAAAACUGUUGAGGAACACAGAUUUUCUCCUAGAAGAUUCAGAAGAAGACAAGAAAAGACUGAGGUCACAGAUCACAGAAGAAGGGGCAGGGUGCUGCUGCUGAGCAGUUCAUCUAUCUGACAUCCUCUCCGCCGUCGGUGCCUUCCGUGGUCCCGUUUCUUCAGCGACUUCUUCAGGCUGAGCAAAACAGCAUCAGCAGCUUCAGCAUCAGCAGCAUCAGGGCGCCUGCGCAAAGAUGGCCACGUGGACGCCUCGAAAUGCCAUGCGGGGUAUAGCUGUGUCACCAUGGGGGCGCCCCCCACCCCCGCCCUACCUCUCCCCCGAGUACCCGAGUAGCGAGACUUUGCCCUCCACACCUCCAGACUCAGACCUGGAUGAUGAGGAAGCCUCUUCUUCCUCCUCCUCCUCCUCCUCCACGUACCCAGUAGAGAGUGACAUGCCAAUACCCAUCUCCCCAUACGAGGAACCGGAAGUCGAGGACUGGUUGGAGCAACAGUUGGCAACCACCGGAGAGAUGUCAGUUGUGGAAAGACUCCAGUACCUUCUUGAUACGGGUCAGUUCGCCGACGUCAACAUCCGCGUUGGUCAGGGCAACAAUGUCACCGUUUUCAAGGCACAUCGGUUAAUCCUGGCUACAGCUAGUCAGCCCCUCUACAGGCUGGUCUACACAGUGAACCCCCACCCCAACCCGAAUGACGUCACCACCGUCAGAGUGACCGAUAUGAAACCGACUGACUUCGAACAUAUUCUGAAGUACAUCUACACAGACACCAUCGACUGCAGCAACAUAAACGUAGCCUUCGAACUGCUGAGGGCGAGCAAGAAGUGGGGCCUGGCCGGCCUGGGCAUCAAGUCGCUGAACUACCUGGAGGAAUUCCUGGACGAGUACGAGCCUUCGUCGGACGACAUGAAGACCAACCUCUUCGACCUCCUGGUCCUGUCAGAGCAGUCGCUGUGUGACAUGUACGAAAAGUGCCUGAAGGUCCUGGCCAAGCACUGCAACGAGGUCAUCCCCUGCGAAGGGUUCCUCAAACUGGAGAAGCCCGUCGUCUGCAAGGUCCUACACUACAAGGACCUCAAGUUCUCCGAUCACCUGAGACUCUUCGAAGCCAUCAGGGACUGGGGUCUCCGGUACGUCAACGUCAAGAACUUGAAGAUGUCGCAGCUGGGAGACGUCGUCGAGGAGCUCAUUAACAUCGUGGACUUCGAGAAGAUCGAGGACAAUGACUUCGUGACGACCGUCUUGACCUCGGAGUGUUUAGGGAAGGCCGAGGUCAUCGCCUUCUUCAUGACCCGUGGGUUGGAGAUUCCAAGAAACCUCGACUUCAACAACAACAAACAGCUCCCAUUCUGGAUAUGGUUUUGUGCCACUUCCGUGACGGAGGGGAAGACCAAGAAGGGUAGCAAACGAAAAUCCGGCAACCUGUCUACCGUUCCCGAAAGUUCACCCACAAUCUCCCUCAAGAAUGGAACGGUUUUGGCCUUCCAGAAGGUCUGUCGAUUCCGCAAAGGGUAUCGAUGCCCUCAGGAACAGAUAUACCUUCCACACGAACUGAGGUUCAGAGUCAGCAAAAACGUCAAGCUGAUUGGAGUAGGAUUUGGGUUCCUCUUCAGCUGCACAGACAUGGGAAUCACCAUCCACUGCCAAGGACCGUGGGAGACCAGGCAGUGGACUGAUAUCAUACAGACCUACUGCCGAGUUUCAGGUGAAAAACAAGAAACUGCCGACGUUCGUCUCAUGUUCUCCGAACCAGUCCGCAUUGAAGCUAACCACAGUUACAAGGUUAUGGUCAAAAUUGGACGAAUGAGUUCUGGAAGUUCAGAUGUUGAGCUUUGGGGAGGCACUGGUGCGCAGUACACGGUUGCGACAGAAGAACUUGACUUCUACUUCAUCAAGGCUGCAGUUGACCCAAAUACAAAAGUUGAGGAGCGAGAUGGUGAUGUUAAUCCUGGAAUUAUCACAGAGCUGUUGUAUCAGAUCGACACAGAAGACUACAGCAAAGAAGAUGCGAAGACUGAGGUUGUCACGAGGAGACGCCGUCCAAAGGAGGAGGAGGAGGAAGAUGAAUCCCAACAGACAUCCAAUGAAGCUAGUCCAUGGCGCAAACGUCAUAGGGCUGCAAAUAUGUCCCUGCAGACUUCUGAAGUGACGAGAAUUAGGCGAAGAGGUGAUGGCAGUGACUCUAUAUCAUAUACUCCUAAAAAAUCUCCCGUAGAGGAAUAUAAGCCUAUGAGUUUCUCAACUAACAGGUGGAGGACUAGAACUCGUGAUGAGGAAUCUGAUUCCAAUAAGACCACUCCAGUAGAAGAAUAUAAACCAUCAAGCUUUUCCACGAAUAGAUGGAGAACGAGAACGAAAGAUGAAGACACUGAGAAAGCCACUAAGGUAGAAGAAUACGAAUACAAGCCAACUAGUUUUUCAACCAACAGAUGGCGACCGAAACCUCAGGAAGAGUCUAGUAAACCUGUGGAAGAUUCUAGACCUACUAGUUUCUCCACAAACAGAUGGCGAACGAGAACGCAAGAGGAUUCUAGCUCAACUGUGGCUAAAUCCAAUGAAGAAACUCAGCCUCCAGGUUUUCUUACAAACAGGUGGAGAAACAAAUCACGGGAUGAAGAUUCUAAUAAGAGCACCUCAGACACUCCUUUUGGUACCAGGAAAGUAUCAACUGAAGAUAAAACUGACGUCAAUUCCACCACUAACCGUUGGAGAACUAGAUCUCGAGAAGAACCACCACAAACCAAAGUUGAGCUUCGCAAAACCAUUGGAGCUGACGAUGACAAAUCAAGUUCCCUACCAUUCCUGAGGAGAAGAGAGUCAACAGAAAAUAAGCCUGCUGAAUUACCUUUCAUGAGACGACGAGAAUCAACUGAAAAUAAAGUCACGGAAAUGCCAGCAUACUUGAGAAAAAGGUCAAAUCCUAUGGAUGAUAAUAAAACAGCAACACCAUUUGGCAGAAGUAGAUGGGGCAGUAGCAUUACUUCCACUACCAGUAAUGAUGAUAGUAAAUCUAGCUCAACAACACAGAGUCGGUUUUUGAAGAACAGUGAUAUAUCCUCUAAAUCUUCUCAACCAAGUGAUUCAUACAGAACAAGAGAUACUUCUGCAUCACGUUACAGUUCCAAUAGAGAGAUACCUUCAACAUCCACUCUUUCAAGGCCAAGUGAUAGUGUCAUUGGAAGAACCAGAGAAUCCUCUGUGUCUUUAACACGAGCUCCUUCCCUGUCAAGGUUUCGGGACUCCUCAUCCACAUCUCGCUUUGGUCCGUCAUCUACAAGUAGUUAUGGAAGCAGUUAUUUAAGCAGGUAUGAUUCAUCUUCAGCUGGUGACACUGGCAAUAGUGGAUUGUCAGACUCUAGCCCAACUAGCGUCAGUAGUAGAUACAAUUCAUCUACCUCAAGUGGGAAUACUCCAAGGAGGUAUUUAGGUGCUGGUAGUGAUUCAACUCUAUACAGAACCAGGACAGGUUCCAGUCUUGGCACUGGUGGAACCAACCCCGGUGUUAGCGAUAGAUACAGCUCCACAUCAAGUAACAGAUACACACCCCUAGGAACCUCAUCAGGACUGAAAGAUUCAGGUUCAAGUAGUAGAUUUAGUAUUUCAGGAUCUUCAAGACCUAAUGAUUCUGGAACUAGCAGUACAUACAGUACAUCAGGACUCAGAGGAGCUUCUGACUCUAGCCCUAGUAAUAGAUAUAGUAGUACGUCAGUGUCAAAGGGAACUACUGACGCCAGUUCUAGUAGUAGAUAUGGUUCAUUACUGUCUAAGGGGGCUACCGACACCACCUCUAGUAAUAGAUAUGGUACGUCAGUGUCCAAGGGAGCUACUGAUGGCUUCUCUAGUAGUAGAUUUGGUAGGUACAGCUCCCCAGUCAACACAAGAGGGACUGACUCUACCUCAAAGAGCAUGGGCAGUAGAUACGGCACCUCAGUUCUGUCUCCCACGCCCAGCACAACUUACAGUGGUAGCAAUAGCAGCAAGCUGAGUGCUGCCAGUGGAGCUGGUAGGUAUGGAAAUGAUAGUCCCACUGGUAAAUAUGGAACCACAGCUAAUAAAUACAGCACCAUAUCCAGCCGACAUUAAUAUUACUUGUGAACUAUAUAUAUGAUAUUGAUAGGGGUUUUCUAGUGUAAUUAAAUGUAUGUAACGAUUUGUAAUGGUAUAUUCUUCUUCGUCUCGACGUGCACAGCUUCUUAGCCUGAUUAAAUCGACAAUAUAGCAUAACCUUUAAAAAAAACGUAUCUCAUUUCUGUCUUACCUUCAUACUCUGUAUGUCUGUACAGUGAAUAUCCUCUUCCUGUCAACUUAGUAUUAGAACCUUCAACCACACCUUUCUUAUCUCUUGAACGCAUUCCGUAACUAAGGUGUUAUGUUGAAAAUGCGUUGUAUGUCGAAAUGCACGAAAGGAAUCUUUUGCAUCAAAAAAACUGUUGUACAGACACCACCCUAAUUACAAACGAGUUACCCUCCGGACUGCCGUUUCUAUGUUGGAUCGUUGUGUACAUUGGUUACUGCACUCUUCAUGCCUAUUCAAGCACAGUAUGAUAUAAAAUUAAUACAUUACCGUACUUCUUUUCAUCCUAAAACAAAAUACAUUGUUUGUACAGUACUGUAUGUUCAGAAUAGGAAGGGAAAACGAAAUCUGAACUUGGGGUGGCAAAGGGGGUGCUCUGAACACAAUUAUAAUUUGCCAUCUUAUUUGUUCGUAUCGGCGAAUUUUCAUAAGUAGGGUGGUGUUUGUACAGUAAAAUGUAAAAUGUAGCCCUUGGAGAUUAAAAAUGCCAAGUACAAACAUUUAAAAAUCUACAAAAAAAAAAAGUAGGGCUAAUUUAUUUAGUGACAUACAGAAAGGUAAUUGACCUUGACUUGUGUGUGACUUGUCAUCAAAGUCAGUCAGAUGAAUUUAAUAUGCGUUACAGGUGGAUAAAAUUAACCAGCCAUGUCUGUGUGCUACUCUCUCUCUCUCUCUCUCUCUCUCUCUCUCUCUCUCUCUCUCUCUCUCUCUCUCUCUCUCUGUUUAC